Triplophysa rosa is the source of this 2103-nucleotide messenger RNA. RefSeq names its product TRAF3 interacting protein 2b (gene traf3ip2b). Bases 283 to 1446 code for a protein of 387 amino acids. NCBI's taxonomy places the organism in Eukaryota, Metazoa, Chordata, Actinopteri, Cypriniformes, Nemacheilidae. The transcript is spliced from 10 exons. Gene Ontology annotation, biological process: positive regulation of canonical NF-kappaB signal transduction; humoral immune response. The record is from RefSeq and is a predicted model, not a curated record.
UAAGAAUCAAACACGCGAUAUAUCAUCAUGUCGUUUGACACGAGUCUGUUCACGACAAACUUGUGAUUUAUUGCUAUACUUUAAAGGUUUAGUCUAAACUGUUGACCAAAGAGAGAAAACAAGCAGAACCGACUAUUUCAAAUGAAGAACUCCUGAAGCAAGACUGUGCGCGCUCCCCUUUCAGACGUCUGCGUGUGAUGCAUUAAAAUAACAGCACAAGGUUGUGAAUAAACAUUUCGUUAAGAAACAUUUGAUGUGCUCGUCCUCAGACUCCUGACCCACAUGGCACAACCCGACGAGCCGUACACAUCUUUAAACUGCCCGGAGGAGAACGACGAAACGAGGAGCGACCAGUUUGAGUCAGAACAUCUGUCAGCACAGCAGAUUGUCCUCCAACAUGACACAUUCAGCCACAGUCAUCUGUCUGUACCGUACGCCCGUCAGACGCCCUACUCCAGCUGGCACGAGCCCGUGAGAGACCGUCAGUACUCCAGUUACUAUAAGACAGACCAGAGAGACGGAUCUCCUCACAGUUUACCCUCCUGUCUACCAUCAGUGGUGUAUCAGACCAUCUCAGACGGCAGUCUGUUCUGUCCCAGCAGACCUCACUCUCUUCCAGGCAGCUGUAGCUCCAGUCUCAUCAGUCUUGAACUUCCUCGGUCUCUGCAUUCAUACGUCCCAUCUGCACAGAUACACCCCCCACACCCAUCGUACAUCAACCCAUACCCGCAUCCACCGCACUGCCGUCAGUUUGGUCAGCCUCAGCACCACGCGGCGCCUGCACAUCACUGUAACUCCAGACCUGGACAUCAGAUGACCUACAGACCUUCAGACCCGGCACACUACAGACAAAUGGAUUACCAUUCUUCUGAACACAGUAAUGUGUCUCCUAAACCCAAACAAGACGGACCCAACAUCACUCACCUGUCUCAAGAACACCGGAAAGUGUUCGUCACAUAUGAGGCCGACAGCGACGAGCACUUGAAAGAGAUCAUCAAGUUUGUGGCUUUGCUGAGGAACAACGGCUUCGACACACACAUCGACGUUUUUGAGGAACAGCUGAGCAGCAUCAGUAAGAUUGACUGUAUGGAGAGAUACCUCAAUGAGAAAGAUUAUCUGAUUAUCAUCAUCAUCAGCCUGAGAUAUUACAAGACUGUAUCAGGCAUGAACACCGGCAGAGACGAUGAUGAGAAGACAUCCAACACAGUUUAUAUUCACAGACAGCUGCAGAGUGAAUUUAUUCAGAACGGCUGCCGAAACUACAGAUUCAUACCCAUCCUCUUCCCCGGAGCCAACAAGAGUUACGUCCCGUCCUGGCUGCGUAACACGCACAUCUACAGCUGGCCUAAAGACCGUGAUGAUAUUCUCCGCAGGUUAAUGCGUGUGGAGAAAUAUAAUCCUCCUCCCGUCGGUCCUCUGCCCACUAUAGUUCCAAUUCCUCUAUAAGAGACGUCUCAAACCGAAGGCUCUCCAGAUGGUACAGAGGUGGAGGAUUAAUGGCAUUUUAUGAAAUACAGAAUUUAGCAUAAACAUGAGAGAAAUACGACCACCCACCAACAAAAUUGAUGUUCCAGCAUUGUUUUGGUUGAAUUAAAACUGUGUUUGAGAACUCAGUACUGCUGUACUCUUACUGACAUUUAUCAUUACAAACCAUACAGAGAUUUCAAUCGGUGCUCUUCAUGUUAUUAUGGUUUCUACAUUGGUUCUUUUGUAUUUUGUGUGGAUUUGAUGUUUAUAUUGUGAUUUCGAUGCAUGCAGUUUUGUGUGGUAUGACAGCAGAUAAAAGUGAUCUUAUAGUUUCUUAUAAGAACUUUUAGCAACGGCUAGUCAUCCAUGUGAAGUAAAUACUAGUUUAAUGUUUCUAUAUUUGUAGCAGUUUGAGAUGAUGCUGAAUUGGAUUUUGCUUAAAAAUCAUUCAACAAAUUUAACCGACUGUGUGUCAUUAUUCACUGUGUUUGAUGAAUGAUAGAAGUCAAAUAAGUACUACAAUAACAUUAUAAAACGGUCAGUUCUGGUCCUCGAUUCUGAUUGGCUGAGCCGAGUUCUAAGCCGUUAUAAAAUACCCCGAUUUAUAACGGCUGACUGCAUUACAUAGCCUAAAUA